GUACAAUACAGCGCUUGUCUGUGCAGGGAGAAGGAAAGUAGGACAAAUGGUACGGCAGGGUCAUGAAGGUUUAUGAGCAUUAUUAUUAUUAUUAUUAGUGCUUUGUCAACGUGUGGCACCAGAUCGCUCGCUUCCUACUUUGUGUGUGUUUGUUGGAGAUCGGUUUUUUUGGGGGACUUGUUUUUGACAGAAGUGACUUUAUUUUUCUUCUGCCCAUUUAUGAAGUGACGAAGUAACUUUUCUCUCUUUUUACUCCUCGUGUGUUGUGCAAAGCGGGGAGGGGGGGAGGAGGGAGGGAGAGAGAGAGAAGAAAACAAACUUCAAAACUCCAGUCAUGGCCGAGGCACCGCCGCUGCAACAGGUCGUCGAGAUCGACCCCGAUUUCGAGCCGCAAUCCCGGCCCCGUUCGUGCACCUGGCCUUUACCCCGGCCGGAUUUCAGCUGCGCUUCGUCGCCGGCUUCGGUGAAACAAGAAGGGCAGAGUGAGUUCAGCCUGACCCCGGAAGGGGCCGGCCGGGUGAGUGCUUCGGUGUCGCCGGCUCUCGUGCUGGAGGAGCAGGACGAGGACUUUGAGCAGAAACCCGCUGUUCUGGGUCUCGAGUGCUGCGGUGACUUCCCGUGUCAGCAGCAGCAUCAGCACCAACACCAGCAGCCGCAGCAGCAGCAGCAAGUCCCCUCGGCUGGAGCCGCUUCGGCAGCCCAGAGGAAGAGCAGCUCGUCCCGGAGAAACGCUUGGGGGAACCUGUCAUACGCUGACCUCAUCACUAAAGCUAUCGAGAGCUCCCCGGAGAAGAGGCUGACCCUGUCCCAGAUUUACGACUGGAUGGUCAGAAGCGUUCCUUACUUCAAAGAUAAAGGAGACAGCAACAGCUCUGCUGGAUGGAAGAAUUCAAUCCGUCACAAUCUGUCACUGCACAGCAAGUUUGUAAGAGUUCAGAAUGAAGGAACUGGCAAGAGUUCUUGGUGGAUGCUGAAUCCCGAAGGGGGAAAGAGUGGAAAAUCUCCAAGGAGACGAGCAGCUUCCAUGGAUAACAACAGCAAGUUUGCUAAAAGCAGAGGGAGAGCAGCUAAAAAAAAGGCUGCACUUCAGGCGGGCCAAGAUGGCAGCGCUGAUAGUCCGGGAACACAAUUCUCAAAAUGGCCUGGAAGUCCCAAUUCCCACAGUAAUGAUGACUUUGAUGCCUGGACCACUUUCAGAACGAGAACUGGCUCAAAUGCUAGCACAUUAAGUGGAAGGCUUUCACCUAUUAUGCCAGAACAAGAAGAUAUUGGGGAUGGUGAGGUUCAUCAAAUGUCACCCUUAGUCUACCCUGGUACCUCAAGUAAAAUGGCAUCAACGCUACCAAGUCUAAGUGAGAUGACUAGUUCUAUGAACAAUUCCAUGACUGAAAAUGUAAUGGAGGAUCUUUUGGAUAACUUAAAUCUUUUGUCCCCAAAUUCAUCAAUGGUAGCAUCUACCCAGCCUUCAUCAGUGUCACUAAUGCAGCAAAGUACUGGCUAUUCUUUUCCACCUCAGAACACAGCCAUUGGUUCACAGACCCCAGAUUACAGAAAGUGCCUGUAUGCUCAAAGCAGUAUGAAUCCCCUACAGCAAAUUCCUUUGCAGACUUUUCAAGAAAAGAAACAGAGCUUUGGACCGAUUACCCAAUAUAACUGUCCAACAGGACUCCUUAAAGAGUUACUAACUUCUGACUCCCCGCCUCAUAGUGAUAUGCUGCCACAAGUAGAUACUGUGGUAUCACAAGCUAAUAGUAGGAUGGCCAGUCAAAAUAUGAUGAUCCCCACAACAUAUACCAAUCAGGCAGUUCACACCAAGAUGAUGAACCCCAGCAUCCAGCAACAUCCAGUACAUAGUCAGCAUUCAUUCACAAUAAAUGGCCGUGCCUUACCUCAAACAGUGAGCAUCAUGGCUCAUCCUUCAAAUAUCCGGCAUCCGUCCGCACCAAAAAGUCAGCUACAAAUGCCUAUGUCUUUGCAAGUAAAUGCAAUGGAUCCAUGUAAUGGCGGUUACGGAAGAAUGAAUCUUGCUGCUGUGAGUCAGGAGAGGCUGCCUAGUGAUUUGGACGAUAUGUUCAUUGAAAGGCUGGACUGUGAUGUUGAAUCCAUUAUUCGUAAUGAUCUUAUGGAUGGCGAUACUCUAGAUUUUAACUUUGACUGCUAUUCAAACAGUGCAAAGGCAUCCACACACAGCUGGGUAUCUGGCUAAAUUUUACAGCGAGAUUUCUCUGAAGGCACCCAGACUGGAUUGACAUCAGGAAUUGGGAAAAGCAGUCCAAAGAUGUCCUUCACCCUUACUGAAUUCUCUUGAUAAAUGCUCCCUUUUCCCUUUCAUCAUACUUGGCAGCAUGGAACAUUUUCCUGCACAGGAUGUUUGCCCAAUGUUUGCAGGUUAUGUGCUGCUCUAGAUAAGGCCUCUGGAAUUUGGAACUGUUUGGUUACAAAGUGCCAAACUCACUACAGAAUGUCAUUUCAAACAUAUGUGCAUUGUGUGCUUAAUUAACAAUUUUCUUUUAAAUUAUGAGCAUUACAUGGACCUGAUCUGGUUGUUGACUAUGGCUGUAACAAACUCUGUUCACAAAUCCAGUACUGUAUUGUGAAAAUUUCAGUGCAAUUAACACACUUGCCAUUUUAUUUUAAAACACCACCAUUAUAUGAUGGUGGCAAGUCCUUCAUCUCUGACAAGUAGGACUGACCUGCUGUUAAGUUUGGAUUUCAAAACUUGCCAGUUUGUAGUAGCACAUAAUUGUAUUAAUAAUUCUGCCUUUAAGCCUUAGGACAGGCUGCCUGCAUAUCUAAUAUGUUGUUGCUGCUGACUCUCUCUUAUACCACUGGGCUUGUAAUGGUAGUAGCUUGUACAUGGGAUGCUGGUUUUAGUGAGUGACUUUAGAUAAUGGGCCCAUUUCAAAAUAUUCCUAACAAUAAAGCCAUGAUCCAACAUGCAGAAGUUAUACGCACAUGACCUUUUCCAAAUACACAUUACACAAGGAAUUUAAAAACAAAUCAACUCUUACAAGAUCUGAAUACAUUAAUUUUUGUCAACUUUAAAGACUGCCCUUUGGAAACAAAUAGUGGGGUGCAUGUGGGCAGAUUUUAACUGAACUCACCUGGCAGGAAACUGGAUCACAUUGGCUGCCCAUAUUACACUGCCUGGUGAAUUCGGUGGAAGGUUAUAUCAGACAUGGUAUAAAAUGGGUGGCUGAUCCAAAUCCUACAGGUUUCCAUUUGGGUAGGUUAGGUUAAAAUGACCUUAAGAGUUUAAUAUUCAAAUAUUACUUUCGCUUCAAGAGAUUUGUAAUACAUGUUAUGGCAUAUAGUUCAAAUGUAAACAGACUCUUCUAAAAUACAUAAGCUUUGAUGUACAAUUUUGCUUUUUGAAGUGCAAUGUGUUUGCAGUGUGUUUUUUUAUAUUUCCAAUACAUUGCUACAUUGUACAUACAGUAAAUAGCUAUGCCAUCCUUUUGAUUGGGCCUUCACCAUGUCCACACCAGCUCUGAAAACAUGGGAAUGCCGCAUAUACCAACCUGUCACUACCAUUCUAUAAAAAUUCAAGACUAUGUCAGAGUAGUCCAAGGUUCUUCCCUUUUCCACUGUCCAUGGUGAUUGUGACUUUGCAAAGUUGAAAAUUAGUUGCAAUUUGGUUUUUAACAUUUGAGGUUCCUAGUUUAUUAAAAAAAACAGACAAAAGUUACACGCUUUUGUAUCUUAAAACUGACUCUUAAUUUAUUUAAAUUAAUUUUGUUAUCUUCGUGGCAAAUGUUUUAUUUGUAGCACUCAUUGUAGUUUCAAAUCUCCAUAAAUUGAUUAUUGCGCCUGCUUUCUCUGCAGUCUGAGGAGCACCACAUGGAGGAAUGUUGCCAUUAUAAGGCUACAGCUUUAAGAGAUUGUACCAUUUCUUUAACAUGUUUCCUCUCAAACAUAAGGCCAAGGCAAAAUGCUGGCAGCAUGAAGAUUCCACUUGACCACCUCAGUAUAAGCUUCUGUUUGUGCCCUCUGUUAAAACUAAUCAAAGAGCCCUGAAAUUAAAGCUAUUUAUUUGGCACUGACAUACUAGAUUUCCACCUAGUUCUUCAGUUUUAGAUAUAAACAUUAUUGUCACAAUACCACAAUCUGCCUUGAUGUUGAGAAACAUCUUGUCCUUGAGGAAGUUAACCUUGAUGGCCUAUGCAACAAUAUUUUCAAUCAAAUGCAGAUGUUUUACUUGGCACUAUUUGACUGACUACAGGAGAAGAUCCUGCUAAGAUGUUUCUGGCUGUGGCUCCAGCACAUGCAACCAGCACUUGAUCUCUACAGAUUAAUUUCAAAGUAGUAUGUUUUAAAAUUGGAUCUCUACAAGCCUGAUCUUGUCCCAGUGCAAGGGAUUUGAGUGUCAGCUGAAGAAGCUCGAGCCUCUUCUUUAGGUGGUAGAUUGCUUUAUACUGGAUUGGCACCCUUCUUUUAGGUCCCAAAAUUUUUGAAACAUGCAAGUAUAAUAGAUGCACUUUUUAAGGCUCAGUACCAGUGUGUUUAUGGUGUAGAAUGUUUUCUUAACAUGUAACGCGCUUCAGCUUCUUAAUAGUAUUGUUUUAGGGUACUUAGUCCCAUGUUUCAUCAGGAUGAACAAUGUUCUAAUCUGUCCCUUGCUCGUCCUGCUUUCUAUCCUUAAUGUCACCAUUAGCACAUCCCCCCCCCCCCACAAACCAGCUUAUAUUUAAUCUCUUUUCUAUUUUUCCUUAGUUCUGGUGACGAGUCAUAU
This is a messenger RNA of Carcharodon carcharias (great white shark), 4732 nucleotides long. RefSeq names its product forkhead box O1 a (gene foxo1a). The coding region runs from base 335 to 2206 and encodes 623 amino acids. NCBI's taxonomy places the organism in Eukaryota, Metazoa, Chordata, Chondrichthyes, Lamniformes, Lamnidae. Gene Ontology annotation, biological process: regulation of transcription by RNA polymerase II. Gene Ontology annotation, cellular component: nucleus. The transcript is spliced from 3 exons. The record is from RefSeq and is a predicted model, not a curated record. Gene Ontology annotation, molecular function: RNA polymerase II cis-regulatory region sequence-specific DNA binding; DNA-binding transcription factor activity, RNA polymerase II-specific.